Messenger RNA from Hirsutella rhossiliensis, 408 nucleotides. RefSeq lists its product as uncharacterized. The record is from RefSeq and is a predicted model, not a curated record. NCBI's taxonomy places the organism in Eukaryota, Fungi, Ascomycota, Sordariomycetes, Hypocreales, Ophiocordycipitaceae. The transcript has a single exon. Gene Ontology annotation, biological process: protein stabilization; negative regulation of apoptotic process. Bases 1 to 408 code for a protein of 135 amino acids.
AUGGCAGACAACCGCCCCCCCGCCGACGUCGACGACGAGCUCCCCGCCUCUUCGACCGCCAAGUCGGCCGAGGACCGCAAGGCCGCCUCGGCCCUCGCCAGCCUCGACGCCAGCCACGACGAUGCCGCCGCCACCGCCAGCAAGCACGUCGACCGCCGCGCCGUCGAUGAGGCCAUGAAGCGCCUCGGCGGCGUCGUGCCCUCCUCCUCCUCCUCCGCUGCCGCUGCCGCCUCCUCCAAGGCCAAGGCCGCCGCCGCCGCAUCUCCCGUCAAGAACGUAAAGGUGGAUGCUGCCGACGUUGCCCUCGUCGUCGACCAGCUCGAGCUGCCCCGCCCCAAGGCGACGGAGCUCCUCAAGGCACACGACGGUGACGCCGUAAAGGCCAUGCGGGCCUACAUCAGCGCAUAG